AUGUCAUACGCACAAGAUUGGCAAAAGCUGAUCUCGCAACAGCCCGAGACGGCGGCUCUUGUAGGAGCAAGUGUUGCUCAGAAAGUGUCCAAAUCAGACCUUGUCGCCAUUGUGCAGGCACAUGAACGCGUCCAGACACUCAGAGCCGAGCUUGAGCAGGAACGAAAACGACACGCAGAUCUCGUCGACCAGGUAGCCAAUCUGCCCCCAGACCACAUAGCGGCGACGCCCAAGGGCUCCAAGGAGCGCGAGCAACAGUUGGCUGACCUGCUCAGCGGUCUUAUAGCCUAA
Messenger RNA from Wickerhamiella sorbophila, 291 nucleotides. RefSeq lists its product as hypothetical. The transcript is spliced from 2 exons. The record is from RefSeq and is a predicted model, not a curated record. The coding region runs from base 1 to 291 and encodes 96 amino acids. NCBI's taxonomy places the organism in Eukaryota, Fungi, Ascomycota, Dipodascomycetes, Dipodascales, Trichomonascaceae.